AUGGGUUUUGUCUCAAAAAUUAAAAAAGAAAAUCGUGAAAAAUCAGCGAUGCGUUCACUUAGAGCCUGUUGUAACGGCUUGCGGUUUCCGCUGGUGAGGUUCAAGUCUUCCUCGAUUCCUCCGAAAUUGACCCAUGUUCCAAAUAAGUACAAUGCAAAAUCAUCUGCUUUCAACAUCAAACCACAGCUUCCAGACGGCCUUUUCUAUCAUCCAGCACCAUCGGCCCUAGAUCCGGAGGUAACGCCCAAGGCUUUCCUUCCUGACAAUGAUGCCAGGAAAAGCUCAGAGCUGUACUAUCCUGAGGAAAAAACACGCAUAAGCUCUAAUCUGGACAACAUGCCAGUAAUUUUCAAGGCAAGCACGCCAAAAAGUUACAAAUUGAACCGCGAAGAGAUCCAGGAGAUCCAGGAAAUGAGAAACAGAGGAGUUCCAAGGCGCGAGAUCAAGGCCAAAUUUAAGGUGUCAGAUCACUUCAUCAAUAUCUCGACGACGCCUAAUCCAGAAACCGUUGCGAAACAUCAAAAGAAAUUAGAGCAAGCAGUGAGAAGAUGGGAUAGCAGAACAAAGAACGCAAAGUUGAUCAAAUUGAAGCAAGAGGUCAUGUGGAAGAGAGACAUGUGA
Ogataea angusta is the source of this 621-nucleotide messenger RNA. RefSeq lists its product as uncharacterized. Gene Ontology annotation, molecular function: structural constituent of ribosome. Gene Ontology annotation, cellular component: mitochondrial large ribosomal subunit. The transcript has a single exon. Lineage: Eukaryota; Fungi; Ascomycota; Pichiomycetes; Pichiales; Pichiaceae. The record is from RefSeq and is a predicted model, not a curated record. The coding region runs from base 1 to 621 and encodes 206 amino acids.